AUGCACUGUGGCUGCAUGGCCGACGGUGUCCCUGCCAUCGCUGGCAACUCCUGGAUCUCAGGCCUGGCCUUCCCCGACUGGGCCUACAAAGCCGAGUCAUCCCCAGGCUCCCGGCAGAUCCAGCUGUGGCACUUUAUCCUGGAGCUGCUGCAGAAGGAGGAGUUCCGCCAUGUCAUCGCCUGGCAGCAGGGAGAAUACGGGGAAUUCGUCAUCAAGGAUCCCGACGAGGUGGCCCGCCUCUGGGGCCGCAGGAAGUGCAAACCACAGAUGAAUUAUGACAAGCUGAGCCGGGCCCUGAGGUAUUAUUACAAUAAGAGGAUCCUGCACAAGACCAAAGGCAAAAGGUUCACUUACAAGUUCAACUUCAGCAAGCUCAUCAUAGUCAACUAUCCCCUGUGGGAGCUGCGGGCACCCCCAAGUCCCCACUUGCUGCUGGGGGCCCCUGCCCUGUUUCGCCCGGCACUGGUGCCCAUGGGCGUGCAGAGUGAGCUCCUGCACAGCAUGCUGUCCACCCAUCGGGCCAUGGCAGAGCAGCUGGCCGGAGAGCGGACCCCUCGAGGGCCACCAGAGGCCUCUAGGGACAAGAAGGGGAGCAGCAACAGUAUCCACCGACUUGGACUUGGCUCUGCCCCAGCCCCCUGCCGGCUCGGCCCCUGCUGCCAUUUGGGGAGCCCCCAAGACGAGCUGCCCAGUUUCGCCUCCUUCACCCCGCCCCUGCCACCCCCGGUCCCCUCCGACUGGCCCCGCCUCUCAGGGCCCUUCCUGCCCCCUCUCCCCGUAGAGCAGCCCUUCCCAGGAUCCUGCACGCCCGACGCCCUGCUCCCAGAGCCCGCGCGCCCCCCAGCGACCCGGCAUUUCCCGGGGCUCCCUCUGUUGGCCGGGCUGGCCCAGGGGGCUGGGGAGAGGCUCCGGCUCUUGUCCCUGAGGCCCGAGGGGCUGGAGGUAAAGCCCGAUCCCGCGAUGGAUCCCAGGGAGGGUUUCUCCUCAGAAAGGCGGGGGCCCAAACCUGGAGAGGAAAACCCCGGGUCCCGCGAUCUGGAGAACUUUAAAGCAGUGUGGCCCCUGGAUCCUCCUUAACCGGGGCGGAAGAUG
This is a messenger RNA of Sus scrofa (pig), 1092 nucleotides long. It is a transcript of the gene ETV3L, whose product is annotated as ETS variant transcription factor 3 like. Gene Ontology annotation, molecular function: sequence-specific DNA binding; DNA-binding transcription factor activity, RNA polymerase II-specific. The record is from RefSeq and is a predicted model, not a curated record. Gene Ontology annotation, cellular component: nucleus. NCBI's taxonomy places the organism in Eukaryota, Metazoa, Chordata, Mammalia, Artiodactyla, Suidae. Gene Ontology annotation, biological process: regulation of transcription by RNA polymerase II; cell differentiation.